UGACGUCAAUAAGAAGCGACGGUGAGCAGGCCUACGAAAUCAACACAUAAAAAUAGGACAGUGGGAAAAGUGUUUAUUGUUUUUGGUUAAAUAAAUCCGUUUGAUUAAACGCAAUGCCGAAAGUGAAGAGGAGCAGGAAACCACCUCCCGAUGGCUGGGAGUUGAUUGAACCGACCUUGGACGAACUAGAUCAAAAGAUGAGAGAAGCCGAGACGGAGCCUCACGAGGGAAAGAGGAAGGUGGAGUCCCUGUGGCCGAUAUUCAGACUGCACCACCAGAGGAGCAGAUAUAUCUUCGACUUGUUCUACAAGAGGAAGGCCAUCAGCAGAGAGCUGUACGACUACUGUAUAAAGGAGAGUUAUGCUGAUAAGAACCUGAUCGCUAAGUGGAAGAAGCAGGGGUACGAGAACCUGUGCUGUCUUCGCUGCAUCCAGACACGAGACACCAACUUUGGAACCAACUGCAUCUGUCGAGUCCCCAAGAGCAAACUGGAGGCCGGCAGGAUAAUAGAGUGUACCCACUGUGGCUGCCGGGGCUGCUCCGGCUGACUCGUCAGGAUCGCCUGGCUGUUCUACUCUGGAUCGUCUAGUCAGGUCUGGAUCGCCUGGCUGUUUUGCUGUGGAUCGUCUAGUGUGGCCUGGCUGUUCUUCUCUGGAUCGUCAGUUAUUUUCUACGGGACAUCAGGGCUCAUCUACUCCACCUGUGUGCUUUAUGA
Molecule: messenger RNA, 715 nt
Organism: Salvelinus fontinalis (brook trout)
Lineage: Eukaryota; Metazoa; Chordata; Actinopteri; Salmoniformes; Salmonidae
Product: protein BUD31 homolog
Exons: 4
Coding region: 114-548 (144 amino acids)
Biological process (GO): mRNA splicing, via spliceosome
Cellular component (GO): spliceosomal complex; nucleus
Source: RefSeq, a predicted model, not a curated record